Messenger RNA from Aspergillus homomorphus CBS 101889, 1118 nucleotides. Its product is annotated as zinc-binding alcohol dehydrogenase family protein. The transcript is spliced from 5 exons. Bases 1 to 1053 code for a protein of 350 amino acids. The record is from RefSeq and is a predicted model, not a curated record. Gene Ontology annotation, molecular function: oxidoreductase activity, acting on NAD(P)H. Lineage: Eukaryota; Fungi; Ascomycota; Eurotiomycetes; Eurotiales; Aspergillaceae.
AUGAGCGCAAACCAACAAAUGACAGCGCAAGUGCUUCGCCAGGAUAAUGCACAAGGACUACACCUGUCGAAGGAACCAAUCCAAAUUUCCCAUCCAAGCGAGGGACAAGUCCUUGUGAAGAUUACCCACGCUGCACAGAACCCAACUGAUGUUCAGUCGUUGGAUAACAAAGCAUUUGGCGAGGGUGCCGUGCUGGGUUGCGAUUUCGUCGGCGAAGUCACUGAAGUUGGCAGAUUCGUCCAACGAUACAAUAAGGGAGAUAUCAUCGCCGGCCUAAUCUGGGGCGGCGAGAUCAAGGGUUUAGGCGCCUACAGUGAAUAUACUCUAGCCGAUGGGAGAAUCUCGUACCCGGUGUCGGGGCAGAAUAUCUCCCGCGAGCAGGCGAGCACUGUGCCUCUGGCGGCUGCGACCGCAUGGCUGGCUCUUUUCUCGAAGGACUGUCUGGCCAUUGACCAUGAACACCAGAAGAGCACCGACGUGCUAAUUUGGGGUGGCAGCUCAAGCGUCGGUCUCUACGCCAUUCAACUGGCAACAAUGUACGGACUGCAAGUCACCACGACCUGUAGCCCGAGACACGCAGAUCUGGUGCGCUCUUACGGCGCCCAGCACGUCUUCGACUACAAGGACGAUAAGGUCAUCGAGAAGAUACAGGCGGUGGCUUCCACGCUGUCGUACGCCUUUGACACGAUCGGCAAUGCAACAUCCUCACCGACAUCUUCUCGGACGUUCUACAAUGGAAAUGGCACCUUGUGCACAGUGCGCCCGGGCAAAACGAAUACCGAGGACGUGACCUCAGGCACUCGGGUUACGGAUGUGUUGGUGUGGACCUCAUUUAUCAAAGACCAUACUUAUGGCGAGUUCAAAUGGCCGGCUUCCAAAGAUGAUCAUGCACUCGCGGCGGAACUGUUUGCGAAACUUUCUUCAUGGUUGGAGGAAGGGGCUCUCAAGCCGAGCACUCCCAGGAUUCUACAUGGAUUGGAUGCCGUACCACAGGGAUUCCAAGAGUAUCGGGAUGGAAAGAUUUCCGCUUAUAAGAUUGUCUAUGCAUUGUAACGAGAUGGGCCAUAUCUGGCUUUAGAUAGUGGUAAUGUGCUUUCAAGUCGUUUGAUGAACAAGGA